Molecule: messenger RNA, 1896 nt
Organism: Paramuricea clavata
Lineage: Eukaryota; Metazoa; Cnidaria; Anthozoa; Malacalcyonacea; Plexauridae
Source: the annotation of a GenBank genome assembly
AUGGCGAUGUUUAGAUCUACUCGGGCGGUAUGGAGCUUGUCUAUUAUCUCGAUAAUAUUUAUAAAACGGAUUUCGUGUGAUCAGCGGUAUAAUUCUGGUUCAUACCAUUGUUCAUACGAGGAUAUCGAAAACGUUCCUUGUCCAAAGGAAUGUCAAUGUUACAGUUGGAGCUCGAACAAUGUAACGCAAAGAGGUGAUCGUUUUAUUGUGAAUUGCACUAGCAUGGAGCUACGUUAUCACAGCAGAAACAUAUUAAAGUCUCUCCCAUUUAACACUACUGAUUUACUAGUUAGUAAUUUCUUAAUUGACACGUUGAAUAGGGAAUCAUUUGACAGAGACAACAUACUUGGACCAAAUUUAACAAGUUUGGUACUUCGGGAAUGCCACAUUGGAUACAUAUCUGAGCAUACGUUCACAGCAAACACCGUGCAAGGAUUGCAUCAUCUUGACUUGAGUGAAAACAUAAUCAAACAUAUACAUAAACUCGCGUUUAUUCCUUUACAAAACAUCAGGACUAUCUCGUUAGCUAAUAAUUCCAUUCAAAAAAUUGAAAGACUUGAAUUUAAGAAAUCAAAUCAAGUCAAGCUGAUUAAUAUAUCCCAUAACAUGCUGACGGAAGUAAACCCUGGUACAUUUUACCACGUCCCAAGACUCAAGGUUCUGGAUCUUUCGUAUAACAAUCUCAAAACUUUACCCUGGGAUAAUAUUUCACAGCAGCUGCCGUCCUUAGAGGUACUUGAUUUAACAGGCAACCCUUGGAAUUGCUCUUGCGAAAUGAAGGACGUACUUAAAUUAAAUCGGUCAUUACUCAAUGAAUCUCGGGCUAAAUGUUUCGAUCCUCUACGGCUCUACGGAAUUUUACUGGAAGACCUGAACUCAGAUACAUUCUCAGAAUGCUACAUCACGGAAAAGUAUUUUGAGAUUACACAUACCAUGCUAUUGACAGUGCUGCUUUGCAUUACAAGUUUAUUCUCAAUGUAUUUAUUGGCAAUGUAUUUAUUCUUAGUGUAUUAUAUUCGUUAUAUUUGUGAACGGAUUGCGGCGGCAUUUCCAACAUUAAUAUCAUUAUUAGACUUAUUAUUAUCAUUUUUAAUUAAGAAACGUAGACGUAGGAUCGUUGGACAAAUUUCGUACAACCUUGACGACCCUCUUGAUCAGAGUGAAAAUGUUUACAAGGGAGGAUUGAAAGAUGGACGAAAAGCAGCAAUUAAGAAACAUCAUAAGGUAGAAAUCCGCAAGGAAUUGGAAAUCUUUCUCCUUUUGAAAAGACAAGCCCGACCACAUCCUAAUAUUAUUCAGUAUCUAUAUGUGGAGCAUGAUUCAAACUUCACAUACCUAGCCCUUGAACUCUGCGAGGGUAACCUAAUGACAGCUGUUAUUGAUGACCCACUGAAUUGCAUUUCACAGCUGACAUCGGCAGUUUGUUUCCUCCAUGACAAAAAUAUUCAGCAUCGCGAUAUUAAACCACAAAAUAUCCUUUGGAAGAAAACAGUCGAUGGAAUUGCAUUUAUUCUUUCGGACUUCGACUUGAGUAAAUUAGGCGAGGAACCGUCGUCGCAUAAAGUCAAGUGCGGAACUAGAGGUUGGAGUGCUCCUGAACUGUGGGGCCAAGAAACACGGUCAACUGCUGUAGAUAUUUUUUCUCUUGGUUGUGUGUUUCAUUUUAUUUUGACAAGGGGACAUCCUUUCGGAGCAAUUUCAGAUCUCAAAGAAUGUCAAGACAAUAUCAUGUCACCAGAGUACAAACCCACCUUAGCUGAACUAUAUGAACACCACAGUGAGCAUGAAGCUUCCAUGGUAGAAGAUCUUAUACGUAGGAUGAUCUGUUCAAAUGCUGCAGAUCGGAUACAAUCUCACAAAAUCAGGGAACAUCCUUUCUUUUGGUUUCGUGUCUAA